Ipomoea nil (Japanese morning glory) is the source of this 870-nucleotide messenger RNA. Its product is annotated as pectin acetylesterase 7-like. Gene Ontology annotation, cellular component: plant-type cell wall. The record is from RefSeq and is a predicted model, not a curated record. Lineage: Eukaryota; Viridiplantae; Streptophyta; Magnoliopsida; Solanales; Convolvulaceae. Gene Ontology annotation, molecular function: pectin acetylesterase activity. The coding region runs from base 316 to 870 and encodes 184 amino acids. Gene Ontology annotation, biological process: cell wall organization. The transcript has 10 exons.
UCCCUACUACUUUUAUGCUCUAAGUUCAGCGCUGACGCCCAAGAUAUUACGGUGAAUCCUACUGAGCUUCGUCACAAGGGAGCCGUGUGCUUGUCUGGGAUCCCAGCAGCGUACUACAUUGCUCCGGGAUUUGAUGAAGGGGUUGACAAUUGGGUGGUUUUCCUUCCGGGUGGAGGGUGGUGUUAUACUUUGGAUGAAUGUGUGAACUAUAUAAAAACAAAUUUGUAUAACCAAACUGCCGGCCUUCAAAAUUUUACUGGUAUAUUGAGCAACGACAAGACCCAAAAUCCAGAUUUUUUCAAUUGGAAUAAAGUAAUGAUAAGGUAUUGUGAUGGUUCGUCUUUUACUGGGAACUCAAAGAAAAUAUAUAAUGGUACUAAACUGUAUUUUAAAGGAGCUAGGAUUUUUGAAUCCACUUUGAAAGUGCUGUUGAAAAAGGGAAUGAAGUCCGCAAAGAAUGCUCUUUUAGUUGGGGAAUCAGCAGGAGGAGUGGCUGCCAUGUUGCAUUGUGACAGUUUUCGACAAAAAUUUUCAAACUCCACUCAUGUCAAAUGUCUUUCAGAUGCUGGAUAUUUUUUUGCUGCAAAAAAGCACAACUUUUGGAGUAAAAGUCUCUUUGUGUCCAUUUUCGAAGGAGUGGUGAAUUUACAUAGACCAACUAAGAUGUUGCCCAAAUCUUGCACCUCCAAAUUCACUCCUACAAUGUGCUAUUUCGCACAAAAUGUACAACAUGAUAUUAAAACUCCAAUUUUCUUCAUCAUGUCGGAAUUUGAUUCUGUUGAGAUUGCGUUUACAACUGACAAAUCAUACGAUGAUUGCAUGAAAUACAAAACUUGCACAUCUGAUCAAAUUAAUGUUAUGCAAGGUUAG